This is a messenger RNA of Mytilus trossulus (common blue mussel), 1737 nucleotides long. RefSeq lists its product as uncharacterized. Bases 1 to 1737 code for a protein of 578 amino acids. The transcript is spliced from 3 exons. The record is from RefSeq and is a predicted model, not a curated record. NCBI's taxonomy places the organism in Eukaryota, Metazoa, Mollusca, Bivalvia, Mytilida, Mytilidae.
AUGCAGUUUAUAAUUGCCUUGUGUGUUUUGGUUGCUUGUGUUUCUGCACAACAAGAGACAUUGAAAAAGAGGUCUGUUGGCGACUACAACCCAGACUACAGGCAAGAUUACAGGAGAAAGAGAUCGGGAGGUCACAAACACGGUCAUGGCGGUGGUUCUGGAUCUGGUCACAUCGGAGGUGGAGUUUCUGGUAGCCUUGGGGGCGGACUUAGUGGUAGCCUUGGAGGCGGACUUGGUGGUAGCCUUGGAGGCGGACUUGGUGGUAGCCUUGGAGGAGGACUUGGCGGUAGCCUUGGAGGAGGACUUGGUGGUAGCCUUGGAGGAGGACUUUCGGGGGGUUUAAGUAGCAAUGUUGGAGGAGGAAUUUCUAGUGGACUCGGAGGAGGACUUUCUGGAAGUCUUGGAGGAGGACUGUCCAGUGGACAUGGAGGUGGACAUGGAGGUGGUGUAAGUGGUGGACUUUCAAGUGGACUUGGAGGUAGUCUUGGUGGUGGACUUUCCGGUGGUUUAAGUGGCAAAGUUGGAGGUGGUGUUUCUGGAGGUCUUGGAGGUGGUAUUUCUGGAGGACUUGGGGGAGGAAUUUCUAGUGGCCUUGGAGGAGGACUUUCUGGUGGUCUUAGAGGAGGAAUUUCUGGUGGCAACGCAGGUGGGCUGUCCAGUGGUUUAAGUGGCAAGGUUAGAGGAGGGGUUUCUAGUGGACUUGGAGGAAGACUUUCUGGUGGUCUUGGAGGAGGAAUUUCAGGUGGACAUAGAGGUGGUCUGUCCGGUGGUUUAAGUGGCAAGGUUGGAGGAGGGGUUUCUGGUGGACUUGGUGGAGGAAUUUCUGGUGGUCUUGGAGGUGGAAUUUCUAGUGGACUUGGAGAAGGUCUUUCUGGUGGUCUAGGUGGAAGAAUUUCUGGAGGACAUGGAGGUGGGUUGUCCGGUGGUGUAAGUGGUGGACUUUCCGGUGGAACUGGUGGAUCAUUAGGUGGUAAGAUUAAAGGAAGCCUUAGUGGAUCAACUGGUGGUGGAUUAAGUGGCGGGCUAGGAGGCGGUGUAAGAGGAAAUAUUGGAGGUGGACUUGGAGGUGGUCUGUCCGGUGGUGUAAGUGGUGGGCUUUUAGGUGGCCUAAGCGGAGGAACUGGUGGAUCAUUAGGUGGUAAGAUUAAGGGAAGCCUUGGUGGGUCAACUGGUGGUGGAUUAAGUGGCGGGCUAGGAGGCGGUGUAAGAGGAAAUAUUGGAGGUGGACUUGGAGGUGGUGUUAGUGGUGGACUUGGAGGUGGCCUUACCGGAGGAACUGGUGGAUCUUUAGGGGGUAAGAUUAAAGGAAGCCUUAGCGGAUCGACUGGUGGUAGCUUAAGUGGUAAUCUAGGCGGUGGUGUAAGUGGUGGACUAGGAGGAAAUCUAGGCGGUGGUUUAAGUGGUGGGCUAGGUGGCAGUCUAGGUGGUGGAAUCAGCGGUGGGCUAGGCGGUAGUCUAGGCGGUGGUGUUAGCGGCGGCCUAGGCGGCAGUCUAGGUGGUGGACUUGGAGGUAGUCUAGGUGGUGGACUUGGAGGUAGUCUAGGUGGUGGACUUGGAGGUAGUCUAGGUGGUGGACUUGGAGGUAGUCUUGGCGGUGGUUUAUCUGGAAGCAGUGGUAUCAAGAUGAAAAGUAGCAGUAGCAGCAGUAGUAGUAUAUCUUCUGGAGGAAGAAUUGGUGGUGGAAAAUAUGGAGGAAGUUCUGGAAAAUGGGGUGGAAGUUCCGGAAAAUGGGACUAA